UACAGCGAACGUCUUUGUGCUUACAAGCAAUAGUGAAAUAAAUAUAAUGAAAAUCGCAGUUUUGGGAGCAGGUAUCAACGGCAUAUCCUGUGCUGUUAAAAUAAAGGAGAAAUAUCCAGACAUACAUGUAACGAUACUCUCUGAAGCCUUUACUCCCAAUACUACAGGAGAUGGGUCUGGAGGUCUAUGGAAUCCGUAUUUGUGUGGAAAAACACCAGAAACGUUGCUCAGUAAAUGGGGAGAUGAGACCUACAAACUCUAUCACAAGUUAUGGCUGGAAGGUGGUCUGGAUCUGUGUCUGAUACCGCUUUACGAGGUACAUGAAGAUGAAGAGAGCUAUAAGGUACCGCAAUGGUCGAAACUGGUGUUCGGUUUCUCGGUCAUGGAUGAAAAGCUGUUGAGCUACUUGAAUAGGGUGUAUUCUAAGAAUUAUCGGGCCGGUCACACAUACACAUCAUUCGUCGUAUCCCCUCAGUCGAUCCUGGCGUACUUCUACAAACGGUUUAAGGAUGCUGGGGGUGAGUUAAAGCAGGCCACGAUCUCUUCCCUGAAUGAUGAUCAGCUGAGGGAAUAUGAUGUGGUAAUCAACUGCCUCGGGCUUGGGGCGAGGGUGGUGGUCCCUGAUGAUAAGGUCACGCCGAUUAGGGGGCAGAUUUGUAAGGUAAAAGCACCAUGGGUAUAUCACACAGUCUUGGACGAGACGACGGGUCACUACAUCAUACCAAAUGUGAACUUCUGCGUCCUCGGUGGCACUCACCAGGUGGACAACUAUAGCACGGCGCUGGACCCAGCUGACACGGAGUUCGUGGUGAAUGGCUGCCAGAAGACCAUGCCCGGGUUAAAGCAUGCAGAAACCAUCUACCACUGGGCAGGUUUGAGGCCGGGCAGGGACGAGGUCAGACUUGAGUUCGAACGACGCAAUGGCAGAGCAGUCAUACAUAACUACGGGCAUGGAGGCAGUGGCUUUACAUUAUUCUGGGGUUGCAGUACCGACGUUUUAACAUUCCUAGAAAAACACGUCCUAGGCAAGAAAGAGACAAGUAAACUAUAGAGAGAGGCAAACAUAUCGAUAAACGUUCAGUCCAACAGAUCCGCAGUACCAAUUUGGAACUUUAUUUUCAUAUUGGUUGGAAUAAGGUCGAAAGUGGCAUGCCGAAGGUGUUAUUACUAAAUAGCUAUGUCCACACUAUGCGCUUUCGUCUUUAA
Messenger RNA from Aricia agestis (brown argus), 1206 nucleotides. It is a transcript of the gene Daao2, whose product is annotated as D-amino-acid oxidase. The record is from RefSeq and is a predicted model, not a curated record. The coding region runs from base 47 to 1051 and encodes 334 amino acids. The transcript is spliced from 8 exons. Gene Ontology annotation, molecular function: FAD binding; D-amino-acid oxidase activity. Lineage: Eukaryota; Metazoa; Arthropoda; Insecta; Lepidoptera; Lycaenidae.